AUGGCCACGAUUCUGAAGGGUUUCAGGCCGGCAACCUCAAAGAAAGUGAAUGCGUUCAAGGAGUUUCUGGUCAAAAGAUCAGGCCAGACGCUGGUCGAGGAGAACUUUCACGCAAUAUGGCCGCUCUGGCUCGUGCGCUGGAAGAGUAUGGCCACGGCUUCAUCUCAUGACAUUGCCGUAUCGGAGGCGAUCUGCGCAGCCCACAUCCCGGACAUCGAGGCCAAGAUUGACCAGGCUAUUGAGAAGACACUGAGACUUCUCAGAACGGCUGUGCCCGCCGCUCUCCUCCGGGGCGACUGUGCCUGUACAACUAUGUUCAAAGGUGUCGGUGGCCUCCCUCUUGCGGCUGGGGAACGCUUCUGCAAGUGCCGUCCACGGAGAAAGGCUGUUCACAGAGAAGUCAGCGACUUGAUACCAUUGGUGUAUGCAUUGGCCGUCGAUGUCCACAUGCAUCGAAUGGACCAUCUUUCUAAGUAUCGUAGCAGGAUCGAGGAGACCAUGGAGAGCACGAGUUCCAUCUGGCCGGAACUGCAACGGUUGAGCAAAACGAUGAUCUUGAGUUUGACUGACAGUGUUGAGUUGCAGUACAUCUCUGAGGACGAUGACGAUCCCAAAGGCUUAUGGGCUUAG
This is a messenger RNA of Colletotrichum abscissum, 630 nucleotides long. RefSeq lists its product as uncharacterized. The record is from RefSeq and is a predicted model, not a curated record. NCBI's taxonomy places the organism in Eukaryota, Fungi, Ascomycota, Sordariomycetes, Glomerellales, Glomerellaceae. The coding region runs from base 1 to 630 and encodes 209 amino acids. The transcript is spliced from 4 exons.